AAGCAGAAGAAGAGAACCCUAAAGAAGAAGAAGAAGCCUCCCUGCUCCAGAGGAAAACAACAAAGUCCCCCGCCGGUGGGACACUUGUUAUCAUGGCUGUGUUGUGGUGUGAAGUGUGACAGCUAACGCCAAGAUGAUGAACGACAUCAUAGAGGAACCGGAGAAGGACACGCUGCUUGAAGCGCAGCCGGAGCCACAAGUUUUGUCGGGGCCCAGCAGUGGCACAAGACCUAAGACUACUGAUGGAGGCAUCAGGCCUGUGGAGAAAAGAGGACCUUACAUCAUGUCCAGAGCUCCAGCCAUCCACCUCAAACUACAGAAACACAGGGAGAUGGCGAGAAAAGCACUGAAGAAGAAAGCCCUCUCACCAGGACCUCCAGUGAUGCAUCAGCCCAGACAAGGAGCCAAGAGGACAGUGAAGUACAACAAGGGCUACGCUGCUUUGAGUCAGCAUGCUGAGGACACUUUGGUUGCACUGGACUCAGACAGUGAUGAAGAGAUUGAUUUUGAGCAGUACUCCUCAGGAUACUCUUCAGCUGAGGUCCAUCCCGAUUUAAGCAGGCAGCUGCUUCAGGACGGCUACCGUCUGGAUGAGAUCCCUGAUGACGAGGACCUGGACCUGAUUCCGCCCAAAGCCAUGGGCUCCUCUGUGUGCUGCUGCUCUGAGGGCCCGUCUUGCUCCAUGCAGUGAUGCUGGUGCCGUGACUCAAACCUUACAAAGGCUUGGCUCCAGUUUUAGUCGCUGACUUUUGUCACUGGUGCCUGAGGCCGUCUUUUUAACCCAGCUCCACCGCUGCGCUGCCUGAAGACUUCCAACCCCGAAGCCAAACUCCUGUUCAUGCAGGACUGCAUGCACCGACAUCGCUCACCCCACAAGACAACGCGGAUGGACGUAAGAACAAGCCUUAUCCACUGUGACCCCAAAGCUUGACUAUUUUUUUAUUUUUCUUUUUAUAGAACUACAGGAAGUACUAACUAUGCCACUGCUUCAAAUUGAGUGGGAAAGUAAUUCAUCAUUUGGGAUAUGUCCAUGUUGACCCAGUGGAGAGCUGGUUACUGUCUGGUGAACAGGUCUGCAGGCCUCUAAGCACGACAUGCAUACAAGUAUGGUGUAUUGUGUUUGAUGUUCCAGUUGAAUUUUUUUUAACUUAUUAAUCAACUGUUAUAUGAAGGCACCUCACUUGACCAUUUACAUUCCUUGACUACUGUUCCAUUAACUGGCUUUGUUUUUUCUUUACUGUAUCUGUCCUCAGAAAUUACAUUUGAGUUUUAUUCCAAAAUGAGAGGGGCACCACUUGGGGAAAAUAUGACAUUAUUAUUAAUAUUAUUUGAACAAAAAUAACGACCUAAAGUUAUGUUUUAAGUAGAAGAAUGACUUAAAUAGGAUGUGCAGUGUUGCCACUUCAGUUCUUUGUGGCUCGUGUGUGAUGAUAAUUAUUUUUUCUGCCUCUGCUGCAAACUCAAAAACCUUAAUACAAGUAUAGAAGAUAAUCCAAGGCUAGGAUUAUUUUCCACUGGUUCCAUAUGUUCUUCUUUGUGUCUGAGAAUACAAAGAACUCAUUACGUCUUAGAAGUCGCCAUUGAGAAAACUGCUACAUACAAAGAGGGACUCACUCAUACAAAGAAUCAUCUUAUCACUGUUAAUAAGAGUAACAUGUACUCUUACCAAAUGUUACACAACUAUACACGGAACAAGCUGUCCACAGAUGAGUUACUGAAGUACUUUGAUGGAACCACUGAUAUUUGUUUAGAUUGGACUUCACAGUCUCUGUGUUGUAUAAAUAAGUUUCCAGAAACCAAUGUCACCUUUUUAACACGCUGCUACAAAAAGAUUGUAGGCAUAAAAACGAAAUAUAUUACAGAUUCCUGUAUAAUUCAUCCUGUCAUCUUAAAAUGUUUGGUUAUGUGGUUAGAUAUGUGUAUGUUUAAAUUCUCUCUUUUUAAAAAAAAUAUGUAUAUGCUUUAGAAAACAAUUUGACACAGAUGGGGAGAAUUUAAAAAUAGGUUACUUUAUUAUUAU
This is a messenger RNA of Seriola dumerili (greater amberjack), 2020 nucleotides long. It is a transcript of the gene fam219b, whose product is annotated as protein FAM219B-like. The record is from RefSeq and is a predicted model, not a curated record. Bases 134 to 691 code for a protein of 185 amino acids. NCBI's taxonomy places the organism in Eukaryota, Metazoa, Chordata, Actinopteri, Carangiformes, Carangidae. The transcript has 6 exons.